Molecule: messenger RNA, 2592 nt
Organism: Zeugodacus cucurbitae (melon fly)
Lineage: Eukaryota; Metazoa; Arthropoda; Insecta; Diptera; Tephritidae
Product: protein TAPT1 homolog
Exons: 3
Coding region: 113-2170 (685 amino acids)
Biological process (GO): maintenance of protein localization in endoplasmic reticulum; positive regulation of cilium assembly
Cellular component (GO): endoplasmic reticulum membrane; ciliary basal body
Source: RefSeq, a predicted model, not a curated record
UAUUUUGCUAUAUUGACAAUUUAGGAGCAAAACAAAACAUUACAAAAACAAACUUUUGCAGCUGAGAAAAGCAAUUUGAAUAUCGUUUCUGUGUAAGAUAAGCCAUCGAAAUAUGUCUCGGACAAAGGAUGAAGUAGGUAUAGUUACUCCUACGAAGAAGCUCCGCUUUCGUGGAGAACUGAAUUUUCAUAGUCGUGUUGAUGAAAUUUUCGAUGAUGAACACAAGCGAAAUAGCGGUGGAAGUAGUACUGCCAAAGGAGCAAACGUAAAACAAAAUGGGGAGGACAAAGAGCAUCGAAAAAAAGAACCAUCGCCCUCAUUUAUGGACUUUUUCAAGGUUGAGUUGACCCGUGGUUAUAUAUUGGAACAUGAUGAGGAGCGUUACACAGCGCGUAGACAAAAAAUUUACUCUUUUAUGCGCAUACCGCGCGAUCUGGAACGUUUUAUUGUGUACGGUAUAAUGCAAUGUGCAGAUUCGUUCCUUUACAUACACACUUUCCUUCCUGUACGUUUCGUUUUGGCCACAUGGGCACUUUUUUCACGACCUAUUGCUAGUUGCUUGGGCUUACGAAGGCGCACUCAACGACUUUUGACACCGGCAGAAAUUUGUGAUUUGCUAAAAGGCACCAUAUGGAUUGCGUGUACAUUUUUGAUGCUUUCCGUAGACACAAAUCGUGUUUAUCACAUAAUUAAAUCUCAAUCAAUUAUAAAGCUAUACAUUUUUUAUAACAUGAUUGAGGUUGGUGAUCGUUUAUUAUCAGCUUUCGGGCAGGACACUAUUGAUGCGCUCUUUUGGACAGCAACUGAACCCAAGAAUUCGAAACGUGAACACUUUGGACUGGUGACACACAUUGUCUUUGCGCUGAUAUACGUUUUGCUGCAUAGUUUCCUUAUUAUGUUCCAGGCGACCACAUUGAAUGUGGCCGUAAAUUCCAACAACAAAGGUUUACUUACGAUAAUGAUUUCCAAUAAUUUCGUCGAACUGAAAGGUUCAGUGUUCAAGAAAUUCGACAAAAAUAACCUCUUCCAAUUGACCUGUAGUGAUGUACGUGAACGUUUCCAUUUGGGGGUGCUGCUAUUCAUUGUAAUGAUACAAACAAUGAAAGAAUUCGACUGGAGUUUGAGUCAGUUCUGUGUAAUGGUGCCCGACUGCAUUGCUGUGCUAGUGACUGAGGUUCUAAUUGAUUGGAUCAAACACGCAUUCAUUACACGUUUCAACGAGAUACCAGAGUACAUUUAUCGUGAAUAUACCACCAGCUUAGCUUAUGACAUGACACAGACACGCCAGAAGCACGCGUUUUCAGAUCAUUCAGAUUUGGUUGCACGCCGUAUGGGUUUUAUACCGUUUCCUCUUGGCGUUGUGCUAAUAAAAGCCAUUUAUUCAGCAGUCUCUUUCAAUAAUGUCGCCGCAUGGGUGCUUUUUGGUUUGGCUUACAUAUUUGUAUUGGGUUUGCGCAUUUGUUUGACCAUCUGUGCUUUGGGUAAAGCCUGUAAAUUAAUGAAAGAACAUCAAGACGAAAAAAACAAUUCGACGCCAAGCUCGGUAACAAACGCACCACCAAUUGGUGGCAGCGGCGGUGGUGCUCCUAGUGCUAGCAAUAUUGUAAAUAGUGUUGGUACAAUGGCUGGCCUUUCUACGUUAUCCAGUACGCCAGGUAGCUCGCGUUCGCGUUCGGAUACUGCAACAUCACCUAUUCAACCGACACACCAACUUCAGCGCUCUAUAACGGUAGAUCAAAGCGCUUUUGCGCCAACAUCACACAAUUCAACUUCAACGCCUAAAGUAGUAAAAACAGCACCAAAGCCCAGCGUGCCGCUCGAUCCGAAUGAUGUGGAGUUGGAUGUGAAAAACUCACUUGAGUUAGGUGCUACUGCGCUAUUCUCCAACAGUGAUGUAGACUUGGAUGAUGUAUGCCUUAAUGAGAAAGUCUUAGAGCCAAUUGCCAACGCUAAUGCUUUUGUCGAGGAGGAACUGGCACGCAGCGAACCUGAAUUAUCGCUACCACAAGAACUUCUUGACAAUUCUUUAAAUACCAGUAGCACAACAACAAAGGAUAGCGCUCAAGUGGAACGCCCAUGCCGUGUGCCAAAACGUACACACAAACGUUCCGAGUCCGAGCCAAGUAUGCAGAGCAUUGUGGGCGUGAGCGAGACCGAGUCGCAGGCGUAGUGCUGGUGUGCAUUUACCGCUUAUUGACUUAAGCUAUUGUUUUUCUAUUGGUGAUGUCCUAUAUAUUGGUUUUAAGUUUUUACUUUUCUAUUGUGCCUAUUUAAGGGAAUAGUUAUUUUAGUUGUUGCUAUAUGUAUUCAGUAUAUUCGUUUAUAACGGUAAGCAAAAAAAAAAAGACCUUUAGCACUUAAAUAAUUUAAAAGUUUUUGUUUCUUAAUUAAUUUUUAAUUGGUAACAUUUUAAGUUACAUUGUAUGUUUGUACUCUUUUUGUAGGCAUGUAUUUGCUAUACUCGCUUGAUUCAAAACGUUUAACGAAAUGCUAGCUUAAUUAUUGAAAUAUUGUGUCUUAAUAUUUGUGAACUCAAAUAUGCCAUGUCUUUAGACCAGUAAAAUGUUUGAAUAAAUUUAAUAUCAUAAAUAA